AUGUCUUCUGCUACACCCCUUGAGCCUACAGGUCUUAUUGCAAACGAGGGCAUCGAAUUACUUACAUUUUGGACGCCUAAUGGAUACAAGAUCUCCAUCCUCCUUGAGGAGCUAAAGGCAGCAUAUGGCAAAACGUACACUUGGAAAAACAUCAAUGUAUUCCAAAACGAACAGAAGGAUCCCUGGUACACUUCCAUCAAUUCAAACGGUCGUAUUCCUGCUAUAGUCGACCAUGACCGCUCUGACUUUGCCGUCUGGGAAUCAUCCGCGAUAUUGUCCUAUCUUACCCGCCACUACGAUCCAUCUCAUCACUUCUCCUUCCCCAUUGAAUCUGAUGACUAUUCCCGGUGCGAACAAUGGAUAGCAUUUCACCAUGCCGGCGUAGGUCCCAUGCAAGGUCAAGCAAACCACUUCUACCGUCUCGCUAAAGAGCGUAUGCCUUACCCUACUCAACGCUAUAUCGGUGAGUGUGAGCGACUGUAUGGUGUUCUUGACGGUUUUUUAGCGGAUAGGGAUUAUCUUGUUGGUCCUGGACGUGGAAAAUACAGCAUCGCUGAUAUUGCCAACUUUACGUGGGUUAAUGCGGCUUAUUUUUCUGGGAUUGAAUUGAAAAAAUUCCCGAAUUUGUGGACUUGGUGUGACAGGAUUAAUGCUCGAGAGGGUGUACAGAAGGGGAUGGAGGUACCGCAGGUAAGCGGCUUGGAUAAUAAGGCUUGGUUGAAGCAGUUGGAGACUGGGAGCGAGGAGUUCAAACAACAGGAGGCUAAUCUCCAAAACCUGUUGGCGGAGUAUAACUUUCAAGGAGAGAAGAAAACUUGA
Sclerotinia sclerotiorum 1980 UF-70 is the source of this 819-nucleotide messenger RNA. RefSeq lists its product as hypothetical. The record is from RefSeq and is a predicted model, not a curated record. Bases 1 to 819 code for a protein of 272 amino acids. NCBI's taxonomy places the organism in Eukaryota, Fungi, Ascomycota, Leotiomycetes, Helotiales, Sclerotiniaceae. The transcript is spliced from 3 exons.